UGUGUACUCAGAAACAAACCUGCCUGGCAGCCUCGCCAUGCUCACAUCACACACAUUACUCCGACUCAUCUCAUGCACCCUGCUGCACCUUAGCUCCACCUCAGGGGAGAACUGGCUCCACGUGCCCCAUGAAGACACACCUGGUGUGGACCGUGUGCAAAACCAGAGGACUCUGCUCCUGGAGGCAGUGAGGACAGGGAUCCUCAGCUCUCUGGAUAUGGACAAGGAGCCCAGGCCGACGCGAAAGGUCUCCGAGGGGGAGCUGAGGAGGAUGUUUCAACUCUACUGGGAAAAAAUGAGAGAGAUGAGAGGGAAUUCCAGCGAAACCAGGCAGUCCCUCAAGUCCACCGUACUCUUUCCAGAAACAGUGGAGCAACUACCAUUACUUCGAAGGAGACAAAUCCUACAGUCCGGUCAGCGUGUGCACCGGUACAGGGCUGUUUUCCACAGGAAUCCGAAUAUCCAGAGUGAACUCAGCCUGGCUCAGGCAGAACUGAAGAUUUCAAGUCAAAGUUUAGAUAAACUCUCUUUAUUGCAACCUGAAGUGACGCUGGAGGUCAAAGUUAAUGUCAAUGGGAUAAGAAAAAUGAUCUUUUCAGCCUUGGCUGAAAAAGAUUCGGUGUUCCCGUCCAGUGACUCCAGCUCUCAGGAUGUGCUCCUGGACAUCAGCUCCACUGUGGACACGUGGCUGAGGACUGGCGGACAGUCCUUAGUUGUUGAUCUGGGGAUCGUUGAGACCAGUAAAGACACCGUCGACGCAAACGCAAACAUUUCUGUGGAGCUAAUCCUCAGGCAGGAAAGUCCUGAGCAGAAGACGAGACUGCGGCGCUCUAACAAGGAGGAAGAGUGCGACGAGCGAGGAUGGUGCUGCAGGAAGUCCGUCACCGUCUCCUUCAAAGAAAUUGGCUGGACGGACUGGGUAGUGGCGCCGGAAGAAUACACCAUGCAGUUUUGCGACGGCUCCUGCCCCCACAACUACAAGCCGGCCAGCAUGCACACGCAGGUGAAGUCCAGAAUGCAUCAGAUCACCAAAGGAGGGACGCCUCGGCCCUGCUGCGUGCCGGCGGCCUACGAGCCCAUGGUCAUCAUGCACUACGACAGCCGGGGGAACCUCAAGCUGACCCCUUUCAAUGACUUCAUCGUCACUAAAUGUCACUGUGCCUGAAAAGCUAUGCUUAAAAAAAGAUCGAACAUUUGGGAGUACAUAGUCACGAAAAACUAUGUUACAUGUUGAAACUUGACUGACUCAUAGUUUUUUAAUCGUCGGUUAAAUUAAGAUCAAUUGAAAUGAGUUAUGAUGAACACUAUUCUGAAGAAACAACAAUACUCCUCUGUUAGUAAGUUUUUACAUUCAUACCACUGUUUUUAAAUGCAGUUAUUUAUUAGAAUUUUAUUUAUGCCUUUUUUUGUAUUACUUUAUUGUUUAGUUAUUUUACACCAUACGUUAGUACCGUAAUGUUUAAUUGUAUCAAACUGGGUUGUUUUUAUAAGGUAGAUUUUUUUUUUUGUAUUUUACCUGUACUCAUUUCAACAAUCACACAAAUUGCAAUAUGCAAGUUUUUUUUUUUUUUAAAUACAUUCCAGUCGAACUGCUGCACUCAUAUUUAAAUGUAUAUUUUAAAAUAAAAAGAUAAUUUUGUA
Molecule: messenger RNA, 1641 nt
Organism: Salarias fasciatus (jewelled blenny)
Lineage: Eukaryota; Metazoa; Chordata; Actinopteri; Blenniiformes; Blenniidae
Gene: gdf15
Product: Growth differentiation factor-15
Exons: 2
Coding region: 38-1165 (375 amino acids)
Cellular component (GO): extracellular region
Molecular function (GO): growth factor activity; cytokine activity
Source: RefSeq, a predicted model, not a curated record